Cherax quadricarinatus is the source of this 574-nucleotide messenger RNA. Its product is annotated as eukaryotic translation initiation factor 2 subunit 1. The record is from RefSeq and is a predicted model, not a curated record. Gene Ontology annotation, cellular component: eukaryotic 48S preinitiation complex; eukaryotic translation initiation factor 2 complex. NCBI's taxonomy places the organism in Eukaryota, Metazoa, Arthropoda, Malacostraca, Decapoda, Parastacidae. Gene Ontology annotation, biological process: translational initiation. Gene Ontology annotation, molecular function: RNA binding; translation initiation factor activity; ribosome binding.
UAUAAUAGUGUGUUGCGUUCCACGUUCCAGUGGUCAGUGUCAUCAGCGUGUGACCGGCACUACAGAUGUGUUGUCAUUUAAGGUAAUACAAGAAUAAAACCUUCAAGAUGCCACUAUUCUGUAGAUACUACUCACAGAAGUAUCCCGAAGUGGAUGAUGUAGUAAUGGUAACUGUGAGAAGCAUAGCUGAGAUGGGUGCCUAUGUUCACUUGCUAGAGUACAACAACAUAGAGGGUAUGAUUCUCUUGUCAGAACUCUCAAGACGACGAAUCCGAUCCAUGAAUAAGUUGAUCAGGGUUGGCAAGACUGAACCAGUUGUAGUCAUACGAGUAGACAAGGAGAAAGGUUAUAUUGAUCUUUCCAAAAGAAGAGUUUCUAAAGAAGAUGUGGAACGGUGUACAGAGAAAUUUGCAAAAGCGAAAGCUGUCAACUCUAUUAUUAGACAUGUUGGGGAAUUGCUCGGUUACACAAUCGAAGAGCAGGUUGAAGAGCUGUAUCGUACAACAGCUUGGCACUUCGAAGAAAAAUAUAAGAAGCAAGCUUGUGCCUAUGAUGUCUUCAAGCAGGCAGUUAU